Molecule: messenger RNA, 2362 nt
Organism: Brassica rapa (field mustard)
Lineage: Eukaryota; Viridiplantae; Streptophyta; Magnoliopsida; Brassicales; Brassicaceae
Product: peroxidase 25
Biological process (GO): hydrogen peroxide catabolic process; response to oxidative stress
Molecular function (GO): peroxidase activity; heme binding
Source: RefSeq, a predicted model, not a curated record
UACAAUUUUUAUAUAUAUAGAUAGUGAGGAAUGAAUUGGAAUGUUUCUUUUUCGUAAUCUCACAAAUUAAAUACUACAUCCAAAUAACGCAUGUUUUACAUAUCUACACAUAAUUACAAUAUAUAACAAACAUCAGCACUAUCAUAUGAAUUCUUUGUCAAUAUAAUACAAAUACUUGUGUACAAUGUAAUAAACUAAUACUGCCCACCAUGCAUUAUAGGUUGGAACCAUGAAGGUGUGUGUGUAAUACUACCAAACAAGAGAUGGUUAAUGGGUUUUUAUCCUUAUUGCUUUUCUUCUAUAUUGAUAUCAUCUCUAUUAUUGGUUUCUUCUUUUUGUAGUAAACAAAAGAAAGAUUAGAAUUGAGAGUUGAAACUACAAGAGAUGCUGAUGUGAACGGGAAACACCAGUGACGGCUUCUAUCGAUCUAAGUUGUGAACACGUUUGCUUACUUCAUGGAUUGAUAAAAGUUUUGAGGAGAGAUCAAAUAAGCUUUUACGUAAAGCAAACGAAUCACCGAUAUUUUGUAAGGACGUAAAUUUUUAUUCUUUUUAAAUUGAUCUUGAAAAGGACGUUAGCCAAAACUUGUAGACAUUAUAUUUUGAAAAUAAAUCUUUAUGAAAAUAAUUGUUGCUUCUUCGUCACUCUCACACAAAUUUAAUAUUACAUAUUUUGUUACCCACAAUCUUGUAAUGUUGUUGUAUCUUCCGAAUAACACAUGUUUUACAUAUUUACAGAUAAUUAUAUGUAAUAUUUAGCGGAAACUAAAUAAAAAUAAUAUAGAAAUAAAACCCAAUCAGUCAUCAUAGUGGCAACCAAGUGUAUUUACCAAUACAAAUAAAUAAACAAUAGGAAAAGAAGGCACUAUGAGUCCCCACACGGUUCCAUUGAGACAAAGGCUGGCAUAUGAAAGUGUAGAUAUGUGUGGGCGUUUGUGUAUAUAUAUACUAAUUUGUGUUGGUGCUUGAACAUCAGUGUACGUUAAUCGAUCACAAAGAUUUAAAAGAGUUAGGAAAAAAUAAUGGGAGUUUACUUUGGUAACUAUUGUUAUGUAAUGAUAAUAGUGUUGGUAUUGGGAGCAGAAGUGAGAAGUCAGUCGUUAAAAAAUGGUUAUUAUUCAACUUCAUGUCCAAAAGCUGAGUCCAUAGUACGGUCCACCGUUGAAUCCCAUUUCGAUUCUGAUCCCACCAUUUCCCCAGGCUUGCUUAGGCUUCACUUUCAUGACUGUUUUGUUCAGGGUUGUGAUGGAUCGGUUUUGAUUAAAGGGAAGUCUGCUGAGCAAGCAGCUCUAGCGAGUAGUGGUCUAAGAGGAUUUGAAGUGAUAGACGAUGCGAAAGCUCGGCUUGAGUCUGUGUGUCCUGAAGUUGUGUCAUGUGCAGAUAUACUUGCACUUGCUGCUCGUGACGCUGUUGACUUGAGUUCUGGACCAAGCUGGACAGUUCCAACGGGUCGUAAAGACGGUAGAAUCUCAUUAGCAUCGGAAGCAUCGAAUCUACCUUCUCCACUUGACUCUGUUGCUGUUCAAAAGCAAAAGUUUCAAGCUAAAGGAUUGGAUACUCAUGAUCUCGUCACUCUACUUGGUGCACAUACAAUAGGACAAACGGACUGUCAAUUUUUCCGCUAUCGUUUGUACAACUUUACGGUGACUGGAAACUCCGACCCAACCAUAAGCCCAUCGUUUCUAACGCAGCUGAAGACUCUUUGUCCUCCCAAUGGAGACGGUUCGAAACGUGUUGCUCUUGACAUUGGCAGUCCAUCAAAUUUUGAUGUAAGCUUCUUCAAGAACCUACGAGACGGUAACGGUAUUUUGGAGUCGGACCAACGGCUUUGGUCGGACUCUGAGACAAAUGACAUGGUGAAGAAGUAUGCGAGUACUAUUAGAGGCUUGUUAGGGUUUAGGUUUGAUAAUGAGUUUGGUAAAGCUAUGAUUAAGAUGAGUUCCAUCGAUGUAAAAACAGAUGUCGAUGGUGAGGUUAGGAAAAUUUGUUCUCAAGUGAACUAGUUUGAGUUAAACGUAAGAAAAAUAUAUAUAAAUAAUACCAUUGUCAUGUUUGAAAAAAACAUUGUGGGUUAGUUAAUCUUUGUCGUUAUAGAGUAUUUUCUGUAAUUGUCUUUUAAUCCUUGUAUUAUUUAUCUACAAAGCAUACAAAUAUCAAUCAAAUUGAAUGGCAAACAAAUUACUGGUGUUAAAUUUUCUAGCAUUUAACGUUUUAUCAUGGACAAUUCAAAAUGAUGUAUAAAACGAUGACUAUGGUAUUUAUAAGUUUUAAUUUUAUCUAAUUCUUCCUUCAAAAUAAUGACUACUGUUAAUGUAGUAGUAAUCUGUAAGCUUAUGUCAAGUAUUAAUAAAAGGUUUUCCAUU